UGGGCUUGCUUCAUUGGCCUAGAUGGGGUCGGUUCCCUUCCCCCUUCUUCUUUCCGCAAUCUUCCCUUGGUCGGCGGCAGCGGCCUGUUCAUCAUGGCGGAGGCGAGGGCGAAGGCGAGGGCAGAGGCGCAGGCGAUGGAGGAGCACCUGGCCUUGCUCCAGGAGGACAUCCGGCUCCGCUUCUUGAUGAAGGAUGAGGGUUUCUCAGGCAUGAGCGAGGCCGAGCGAGCGGCAAAGCAGGCCAAGGCCAAGGAGGAGCGCUUGGGCUUGAUCCGCGAGUGUACACGGCUCUACUUUGAGAAGAAGGAUCCGGAUUACUCAGGCAUGAGCGAGGCCGAGCGAGCGGCGGAGGCGGAGAGGCGGAGGCAGGAAGCGCUGCAGGAGGCGCGCCGUCUUCAGAUGGAGGGCCACCCCAUGGGUCGGAGGCGGGAAGCCUUGGCUCACAUCCUCGACUUCGAUCCCAAGCAGUGGGGCGACUACUACAACCGAUUCUCCUUUGUCGACCUCACAACAUUCGACCUCGACGAGGAGUCGCCCCUUGGUCCGAUGAGAUUUACUGAUGCAGUCUACAAAAACAAGCGAGAUUACCAGCUUUGUCACGCUGUAAACAUCUUGUCCAUCAAGAUAGCCUGCUCGGAUGUUGGCUUCCCAAUCCAUGUAUAUGGCACUGUCAUUGCCAGAGAUAGCGUUGACGAGAAGUGUCUUUAUCUCUUCCGCCGCGAUAGAAACCAUUGCCAAGUCAUCAACUCUGAGGAUGAAUCAUUGAUCUUGACUGGCCCAAAACGAGGACUCGCGUUGUUAGAUGAUAAUUAUGUUGAGACUGAUCUGAAGAUCAAGGAUCAUCGAGGGCAGGACAGAGACCUUAGUAAAGGAAUCUUAACGAUCAGGGGCAUAGCAGGUCGAUCGUUGAAAUGUGAGGUUCAAAGCCAUUCUCUUGCUACCAGGCUCAGUACCGUGGAUGUGAUGUAUGCAGUUGUGAAACGUGCAGUGGAGGCAACUAUUGCAAUUGAAGUUCUACAGGGAGAUUUUUAUGGAAAAAUCACUGCCCACACCACCAGCAUCCAGAACAGACUUGUUCUUUAUGAUAGUGAAGGGGCUGGUGCCAUGACUGGUGAUGGUCAUGGUGUUAUCCAACUUGUGCGACCCGUCGUAUCUGUCUGUGUGAAGGAUAUGCUGAUAAUUGUUGCCCAGACUGGUGGUGGUAGAUCUGAAUGCAUCAUUGAAUUUACUCCAAGGGUCAACAGUAGAGAUGAUGAUGUAAUUACUGUUGGUGUCACUAAGAUGCGUGUGAUGGUUGCUUGGUCAAUAAUGGACCCCUGACUGAGACUUUGGAUUGGCUCGUUGUUAAGCUUCAUUGGUAGGAUGUGUAUGCAAGUGUAACCACAUCUGAUUUAGUGAUGCUGGGGUUACCAGUAAGUUAUGCGGACCCUGUUGGAUGCUAGAUAAGUAAUAGUUUACCGUUUAUCAUGUUGGUCUUGUUAUGUUGAACUACUGUCUAACAUGCUAGGCUUGUUAUGUGAUGAACUUAAGCAAUAAUACCAUGUUGAACUAUAUAUUA
Molecule: messenger RNA, 1558 nt
Organism: Phragmites australis (common reed)
Lineage: Eukaryota; Viridiplantae; Streptophyta; Magnoliopsida; Poales; Poaceae
Exons: 3
Coding region: 94-1320 (408 amino acids)
Source: RefSeq, a predicted model, not a curated record